Molecule: messenger RNA, 3258 nt
Organism: Lodderomyces oxycetoniae
Lineage: Eukaryota; Fungi; Ascomycota; Pichiomycetes; Serinales; Debaryomycetaceae
Exons: 1
Coding region: 1-3258 (1085 amino acids)
Biological process (GO): positive regulation of TORC1 signaling; positive regulation of macroautophagy
Cellular component (GO): GATOR2 complex; cytosol; vacuolar membrane
Molecular function (GO): protein binding
Source: RefSeq, a predicted model, not a curated record
AUGUCUCAGGGUGGCCAGCAGGGGCAGUUCAAUUUCGCGAAAUUUGCAUUUAACAUAUAUGGUACGUUGAGUGCACCGCAGUCGACUGAGUCGAACUCACCAAAUUCGUCAGUCAGUUCUCAAAACUCCAAACUCCUGCAGCAGCAGCAACAGCAGCAGCAACAGCAGCAGCAACAGCAGCAACAACAACAUUUAGAGAGACACAGGCUAGCUUAUACAUGCGACCGAGAAGCACAAGCAUUGGGCCAAUUGAAUUUCGGUUUGCAAAUAAAUAACCAUGGUUCGGGCAAUAACCACCAUGUUGUGAUUGGCGGUAAGAACAUUCUACGACUUUUAUGUUUAAGUCACGAUGAGCAGCAUAUUUUACAAGAUAUUAAUCUAUUGGACGUUAAGUCGCUUCAUUAUACUAGAACACCAAAUAAAAUAAACAACAUAAACACCCUCAAAACCCGUUUGAACACUAUUGCGUGUGGGCUAUCCAAUGGGGCAAUUUCAAUAUACAAGAUCCUACCUUCAGGACAAGGUAAACUUUAUGCCACGUUGUCGGAUCAUAAGAGGACGGUAAAUUCCUUGGACUUUGUUGAUUCCGAGAACCAAAUCGUGUCUGGCUCUCAGGACGGAAGCAUUAAAUUGUGGGAUCUCAGGGCAUCGGUCACUAAGCCCGUUUUCACGCUACAAGCGAACCUUCAUAAUGACCCCAUACGAGCCUGUCAGUAUAGUCCUCAUUCUUCAGUGAGGAAUAAAACCUGUAUAUUAUCAGUCCAUGACUCGGGUGCGUUGUGCAAAUUCGACUUGAGGUCAGGUUCGGGAACUAAUACCUAUUCACCAGAUAGAAAAUGGAACCUUCAUUCUGGUCCCGUGUUAUCUUUACACAUACACCCAGAAAAAGAGUAUGUAGCGACAGGUGGUAGAGACCACAAAAUCUGUAUAUUCAACUAUGGCGAGAAUCGGUCCUCCUCGAGAGCAGUACCAGACAACAUCAUCAACACUUAUGGGUCCAUAUUAAAAGUGAGGUGGAGCGCGUAUCCAAACAAAUGGCGCGAGCACGAGGGAUCAAUGCCAAAUCAUAACCUGUUGUCAAAUUACGAUUUGGCAUGUCUGUAUUUAAAUGACGAUCCUACUGUUACCAUAUUCAACUUAAAUCGAAAGUUCAUACCAAAACAAGUCAUCAAUUCGUAUUCUCAAAAAGCCAUGACAAAUUUUAUGUGGGCUCAAAAUGAACUGUGCAGUCGUCGAAUAUGGACUUUGAACAAGUCUAACCAAUUUGUGGCUUACAAUCUAGACCUGAACUUCGACCCGGAAGUGGAAAGACCAUUGGACAAUUUAAAUAGCAUUGGAAUGACAUGGAAUAGCAAUGAUGAUAUCAUGAUGGUCAAUCAAGAAAAAGAUGAUUUUGAAUUACUCGAUGAUGCUACCGUGUUUGAUGAUAUGCCUUUAGAAGAUCGUGAACGUGCCUCAAGCUUCGAGCACGAUGAGGAAGCUAGAUUGGCGAGCUUCUCGGGGCCUGUUACCCCCUUUGGAGAAAAGCCGCCAUUAGUUCGAUCACACACUCACAAUCCGAUGCUACAUUUGACAGCAAAAUCCCCUUCACCGACUUUUCGACACCUGAUGGCUGGGUUCGAUGCAAGUGUUUCUUCUACGCCUAGUUUUGGAGGGCAAGGGCGGCCAAAGAUGACAAGAAACUCAUCUCAAAUAACUCAAGAAUCCAUGGCAUCUUUUGGAUCGACACUUGCCGCUAGUCCAAACGCAUCUGCAAUCAAAUCCAAAAGACUGGUCAAAAUGAAUCCUUUAGUGAUGUCACCAUUUGCAAUACCCGUGUCACUUCCAUUCAAUGAUGAGGAAACAUUCAAGUUCUUGGCCGCGGAAUAUAUGGUACAAGUUCCCGAAGGAUUUAAUCAUGCGGAGAUUUGCCUAAUGAAUGCAAAUGCGGCAAAUGAAGUCGGAGCUUAUAGAACUAGUCAAGUUUGGAAAUUAUUGAGUGUCACUUUAUUAGAGGAGCUAGCGCGAGGAGGUGGUGGGAGCGGCAAUGGAGGUGGUGGGGGAGGAGAAGUGGCAGCUGCGGCGACAGAGGCAGCAGCAGUGAAUGAAAGUUUUCGAAUAGUCCAUUAUGAACUGAAACUCGAUACCCACACAGAAAAGUCAAUCCAGUCAGAUCUAGAUAAUGUGAUUGGCUCAUUUAAUUCGAAUUCGACCCUGACAACCAAAUAUGGGCGCAGUGGUAGCAUACCGAGAAGGUCUAUCUCUGGAGUUCCAUCACAUCGAGUUAGCCCGCCUAAUCUGGCAAAUCAUAGCGGUGCUAGUAGCUUCUCUCACAAUUGCAAAACCAAAAAGCACGAUGAAGAAGCUUUGAGCUCACAUUCGCAAAGCAAGUCCUUCCCCAUCAAGUCACCAGCCAGCUCUGAUCUUCAAGUUGAUAAUUCGUACUUGAUGAAAUCAGUGUUUCUCAAUUCCAGCCCAAAUUCAGCUACCAAUGCUUCAAACCCCGCUAGUUCCUCAAUGGCCCCGUCUACUAGUAACAAUAAUAAUAAUGGUAAUGGUAAUGGUAAUGGUAAUGACAAUAAUAAUAAGUAUAAUAGUGGUCAUGAUGACCAAAUUGGAGGUGGCGGUUUCAGUCAACUUCCUUUUCAAGAAAUUCAGCAGGAAAAUGAGGCUAAGGCUCAGGCCGUAACUCUGAAGCAACCUAUUCAAUCAGUAUUGUCCAUGGCGCUAAAGACUGCUAACACAAAGGCAUGGACAUUUAAAGUAUUGUUGAAGAAAUCGAUAGAGUAUGCCAUCAUGCAAGGAGACAUAACAUUCACAGCUACUGUUAGUUUACUAUUUUCAGAAGUUGCCAAGGACGUAAUAUCUAUUGAACAAUCUUUAGAAUGGCUUUCACUAUACAUUGAGAUGUUGCAAAGAAAAGGACUCUUUGUACAUGCCAUCAAGAUUUUGAACGCGGCUCCCAUGGAAGCAAAGGAAAAACUAGUAUCUUUAUAUUCUGCAGAUACAGCGAGAUUUUACUGCUCGAUAUGCUCCAAAUUGUUGGUGAACGAAACCUCUAAAAAUAAUGGAAAUGGUGAAUUUGGAUAUUGGUAUUGUGAUGAAUGUCACAAAUUGCAGUCCAAUUGUGUGUAUUGUCAUGAGCCAUGUAAGGGUCUAGUCGUUGCAAUUAGCUUGAAAUGUGGUCAUCGAGGUCAUUUUGGUUGUUUGAAAGAAUGGUUUGUUGACGAGCAAAGUGUCGAAUGCCCGGGUGGCUGCGACAUGCCGAUUUUCACUUGA